CAGCCCCCCCUUCCCAGCCCCUGAGCCCCCCAGCUGCCUCCUUCCCAGCUCUCUUUGCUUCUUUGGGGGUUGCCCUCUUAUUUUGGCCUGGCUUUGACUCCCCCCCAACCUUUCCCCUCCUUUUGAUACCCUAUCAUACCCCCCCCCUCAGCCCCUGAGUCCCCACUGCCUCAAUCCCAGCUCUGUUUUUGUUUCUUUCUUUUUGGGAGGGUUGCCCCUUAUUUCGGCCUCCCUUCUCCUCCAAAGGGGGCUCUUUCAAGGGGAGGGAGGCCCCCCGCUGUGCUUGUAUUGGGGGAGGCAAGCCCCCCCCCGUGCCAAAGUUCCUGCUUGCCUCUCUGCCUGCUGGCCAGCCAUGCCCGGGCUGGAGCAGGUGGCCAACGUGGCCCUGCGGGUGCCCAGUAUCGUCCUCCUGGACUUGCUCUACCGCUGGGACGUGCAGACCUCUGCCGAGCUGACCCGGGAAACUUACCUGCUGCGCCAGCAGCACCUGUGGAGCCUCUACUAUGCAGGUCACCUCGUGUGCGUGGUGGUUCUGCUGCUUCCGGUCCAGUCCCUUGUGAAGUUGUACCUCCACAUCCUAACAGUGCUACUGCUUUAUGUGGGCCAUCAAACAGCCAGGGACUACAUCCGACAUGAGAUGGGCCAUGAAUUCCAGGGGGCUGUGUACAACGAUCCUGCGGCGCUCAGUCACUUUGCCACUGCACUCACAGGGCAGGUCAUCGUGAUCACCCUCUGCGCCCUCCUGCAGAAGACCAAGCGGGUGUGGCUCUUCUCCGCUCUGCUCCUCCCCUUGGCGGCCCGGCUGUGCUGCCUCCCUCUCCAAGUGCUGCCCACGGUCAACACCUUCGCUGCCGUCCUCACAGCCCUGGAGGUGCUCUACGUAGCAGCCUCUUCCCUGCCUGUGCCCUUCCACCUGGCUGUGGCAGCCUGCAGGGAGGUCGGUCAGGCGCUGGAGUUCUACCACCUGAUUGCGCUGGGCAUGUCCCUGUGGAGGCAGCUGGCCGUCCCGGUGCUGUUUUUGGUCUUCUGGCUGGCACUGUUCACCUUGCAGAUCUAUGCUUUCUUGGCCUCCCCGGGCACCCUUCUGUCCCACCAAGGGCUCCUGUUCAUCUUCCUUAGCAGCGUGGCCAAGUGCUGCAGCACUCCCUAUUCUCUGAUCGGACUCACCUUCACCGUCUCCUACCUGGCCCUGGGGCUGCUGAAACUUUGCAAGUUCUACCUGGCAGGCUACGGCGCUUUCCAGAACGGCAACGUGAUGCACAGGGGCAUGACGGAGGGCGUGACCCUGCUGCUGCUAGCCCUCCAGACAGGCUUGCUGGACCUGCAGCUGCUCCAGAGAACCUUCCUCCUCAGCAUCAUCCUCUUCAUCGUGGUGACGUCAACCCUGCAGUCCAUGGUCGAGAUAGCGGACCCCAUCGUGCUGGGGCUGGGGGCCUCACAGAACAGGAGUGUUUGGAAGCACUUCCGCGGGGUCAGCAUGUGCCUCUUCCUCUUGAUCUUCCCGGGCUUCAUGGCGUGUAGGAUCGCCCACUUCUUCCACAUGGAUUUCUGGCUCCUGAUCCUCGUCUCAAGCUGUAUGCUGACCUCCCUUCAGGUGAUGGGAACCCUCUUCAUCUAUACCCUCUUCAUGAUCGAGAUCUUCCAGGACACUCCAAUGGAGAAGAUGGACGAGAUCAUCUAUUACGUCAAUGCCAUCAGCCGCGUGCUGGAGUUCGUGGUGGCAGUCUGCGUGGUGGCCUACGGCACCUGGGAGUCCAUCUUCGGGGAGUGGAGCUGGAUGGGAGCCUCGGUUAUCAUCAUCCACUCUUACUUGAAUGUCUGGCUGAGGGCCCAAUCGGGCUGGAAGAGCUUCUUGCUCCGCAGGGAGGCGGCCAAGAAGAUCAACUCGCUGCCGAGGGCCACCCGAAGGCAGCUGCAGAACCACAACGAUGUGUGUGCCAUUUGCUUCCAGGAGAUGACCCUUGCUGUAAUCACCCACUGUGGCCACAUCUUCCACGAAAACUGUCUACGCAAAUGGUUCUACGUGCAGGACACGUGCCCCCUGUGUCACCAGCCCGUCAAGGCCUCGGCAGGUGAGGAGAACCACGCGAACCACAGCAGCACAGAAGAGGGAGAGCCUCCACCAGAGGAGGAGGAGUUGCCCAGCUCUGAGAGUGGAGAAUCCGCUGCCUGCUGUAGCACAGAGAGCGCAGGUUUAGGACAGACCACAGAGACCGGCGAGUCCGACAGGAGAGAACGUCAGGGCCUGGAUGAGGAAGAGCUACAGUUGGGUGAAUCCAGUGGAUCAGGAGAGUCAGCGGAGAAAGAUCUGAACCCUGGACCUCCCCAGAGAGAACCGAGAGUGUCCGCUGGAGUGGCGAACGAUGAUCUUCAGGUGCCUCUUAAGGCAGAGAAUCCACCUGCGCAGGGAAGCCCGGGGAAAUGGCACUCAGCUGACUUGGGCACCAGAUCAGGAGGAGAGCUUGUGGCCCUGGGACAGAGUGGGUCUGAUAGCAGGGCUCCCCAGAAUGAGUGUGGAUUUCUCAAGACACAAGGCGACGCCGGCCUUUAUCUGCCUGUCGCUCCAGGUUGCCCAGCUGUAGAAAAUCUGGGGGUUCCUACACCAAGUCGGGCAGCUGUAGAGCGUCCUGAGAUGGAAGAGGGUGAAACAGAGACCUUGGGCAGGACCGAGCAACGAGCCACAGGUGGCCUUCAGCCGUCGGGCCACCCAGAGGACAAUACUGGGCCUUGCCCCUCCUUUGCCUCUUCUUAGCACUAGUCUGCCCCAAUCGGUGUGGCUUUUGUUUCCUUCGAGCCCGUUGUCUCCACCAGCUUUUCUUGCUGCUUCUAGGGGAGCAGGCAGCCCCAGUAGCCAAAAGCUUCUUCCCCCCCACCCCAGGGCUAGGAAUGCCUGACCCUUUGCAGGGGAGCAGAGGCCUGGAAACAGCCUCUUGGGAGUGUGGGUUCCCUUGGAUCUCCCAACAGCUCUCGCCUUCAAGGCUGCCGUGAGACCCUUUUGGUCUUAAGCUCGAGGGCUUAAAGACUACUGUAACUGCACAAUGGGAUUUUUGCGCUGGCCGCAACAUGUGCGCAUUCUAAAACCUGAAGCAAUAGCGUUGUGAUUUAGUCUCCAAGAUGGCAGCAGUCUUAUCGCAAAGGGUGUCGAGGCCUGGGGGCUUCCUUACGCUUUAGCUCACAGGUACCCGCCAGCCCCUCAGCACCCACUAAGCGCAGCAGGGUCCAGUUGGCUGGUUCCUUCUGUCCAUGUGAGGAAUCAGCAAGGCAGGAAAAUGCUCGAGAAACCCAAAUAUGUCUUGUGGGGCACUGGGCCCCUCGGGGAUGCUGCGAAGCAACGCUGGAACGACAUCUCAUUGGCUGCCCAUUUUUGAUGAGGGAUUUUGGAGUAAAGGGGUGCCUGAAUCGGUGGGGUGUAGGGAGAGCACCCAUCAAAAAAGACUCAGCUCGUGAGCUUAAUAAAUAAGCAAGGGACACCA
This is a messenger RNA of Eublepharis macularius, 3473 nucleotides long. Its product is annotated as RING finger protein 145-like. The coding region runs from base 353 to 2752 and encodes 799 amino acids. Gene Ontology annotation, cellular component: endomembrane system; endoplasmic reticulum. The transcript has 10 exons. Lineage: Eukaryota; Metazoa; Chordata; Lepidosauria; Squamata; Eublepharidae. The record is from RefSeq and is a predicted model, not a curated record. Gene Ontology annotation, molecular function: zinc ion binding; ubiquitin protein ligase activity.